Molecule: messenger RNA, 1789 nt
Organism: Hippocampus zosterae (dwarf seahorse)
Lineage: Eukaryota; Metazoa; Chordata; Actinopteri; Syngnathiformes; Syngnathidae
Gene: plvapb
Product: plasmalemma vesicle associated protein b
Exons: 9
Coding region: 206-1438 (410 amino acids)
Biological process (GO): positive regulation of cellular extravasation; regulation of vascular permeability
Cellular component (GO): caveola
Source: RefSeq, a predicted model, not a curated record
CCCCACGACGCUCCUCGAGAUCGUUGUUUACAUUCGUCCAUCCAUGCGAGUUGUACUGUGACGUUGUCACAACCUCAGAAGACGGACGACGUCGUCACUUCAGGCUUCUGCGCUUCAAAGGGGGAGAACCUUGUAGAUUUGACUGUCCUCCCAACAAUUCGUCUUUCGAGCUUCCAAAUUGGUUGCCACCAUUUCACCACCAAACAUGUACAGCUCCAGCUAUUCCCGGGCCAAGUUUGGCCUGGAGGCGAGGGAGCCUUUGCACAACCCCAAAGGCAAGAGCUGUGGCUACUACUUGAAGAUCGUAUUCUUCUUCUCCUCACUUAUCCAGUCCCUCAUCAUCGUCAGCCUGGUGCUCUUCCUCAUCUACGGGCAACCGGAGAAGUCAGCUGAGGAGAUGAGAGUCAAGGAGCUGGAGCUGGGCUUCAAUAGACUGAGUGAGAACAACAUACAGCUGAGGAGGGAGAAAGGCGAACUGGGAGCUCAACUUGGGGCACGCACGGCUGAGAAAGAUGCUCUUGCGAAGCAGCUGGAUCAGCUUAUGACUUAUACCAACGCCACCAAGUUUGACCUCAUGAAUAAAUUAGCCAACUGUGAGAGGCAGGUGAUGGCAGCGCAGAGCAUGCUCAUGCGAUGUUCCACCCCCCGAAUACAGCAACCUGUUGUGGUCGCUCCAAAUAAUGAGCUCAAAACUUUACAGAGCCUCAGCGCCCAGCAGAGAGCAAUGAUUGAACUCAUCGAAGCCAACUUCAGCCACACGGUCCACUAUCUAAGUCAGGAGAGGGACAAUGCCCUCAAGGACAGAGACAUCCACCACCAGGAUGGCAUUGCUCUCCGCAGAGAAAACACCAUGCUGAAGGAGCAGCUUGCCGCUUACACCAGGAAAUGUAAAGAGGACUUUGCUCAUUCUUUGAAUGGAAUCCAAUCGGUGACCAGGGAAUUUCUCAACAAAAUCAACAACCUGUUCCCCCACCAACUGACCUUUCACCUCACCUGUGAGAGUCAGCAGGAGCAAAUGGAGAAGAUAAGAAACAGCUGCACCAACCUUUCCAGGGAUGUGGAAAACAAGUUUCAGCUGUAUUUGGACAACGUGGGCAACAAGGUGGCUCAAAUUCAAGUCACGUCAAGCCGACUGGAGGUGCAAAACUCGCACUUUAGCGCCGACUUGCAGAGAUGUGAACAGAACCGCAACGAGACACUCGCCGAGACCAGCAGGCAGCUUCAACUCAAGCAGAAGACUCAUGACGAGAAGAUGGAGAAACUGCUGAUUGAGAAGAACCGGCUAAGAGAACAGAAACAAUUGCAAGCGGACACUUUGGCCCUGAGAGAAAAGGAGCUGCAGACCCUGAGGGCAUUGCCCAGUUGCAAGGUGGGUCCGCCUCAACUCGCGGGCGUGCCGUCGAUCCCGCAGCAGAACAGACAAAUUGCAGCCAACUGAGCUAUUGCAGCACCAAGCUUCAGCAAAACUCCAACGGUAAGAUGAACUGCUCCCUUCAGUAUGUGUGGAAGACGCACCAUUGGUGUAAAAAGCCCGACGUCAUACGAUAUAUGAAGACGCCACAAACAAGACUAGGAACAGUCUGUAAAUAUCCUGAGUCAUCAUGCACUCAUGAUUGCUUCUCACUUUGAAAAAUGCGUAGUAAAGGUGUGUUUAUCCUGGCAGACAGGCUCAUGCAGAAAACGUGAUAAUGACACUGGUGUAAAUAUUGCUUGUGGGUGCUACUCACUUUGUAGUGAAACAAAUGUUUCUUUUUUCAGUUGAAUAAAUUAAAUGAACCAUCAAAAUGUG